Messenger RNA from Aureobasidium namibiae CBS 147.97, 1152 nucleotides. Its product is annotated as pectin lyase-like protein. The transcript has 3 exons. Lineage: Eukaryota; Fungi; Ascomycota; Dothideomycetes; Dothideales; Saccotheciaceae. Gene Ontology annotation, molecular function: pectate lyase activity. The record is from RefSeq and is a predicted model, not a curated record. Bases 1 to 1152 code for a protein of 383 amino acids.
AUGAGAUACUUUGGUAUUGCCGCUUCGGCCACUGCCUUGAUGGCUGGUGUUGCUUCCGCCGCCGUAACUGGUGUCACUGGUAAACCCGAAGGCUUUGCCUCCUCAACGACCGGUGGUGGUGAUACUGCUGCUGUCUACCCUUCCACUACCGACGAGCUGGUCUCGUACCUUGGCGACGACUCUGCUCGUGUCAUUGUCUUGACCAAGACUUUUGACUUCCGCGGCACCGAGGGCACUACAACCAGCUCUGGAUGCGCUCCUUGGGGUACUGGCACUGGAUGCCAGACUGCUAUUGACAAGGACAAGUGGUGCGAAAACUAUGAACCGGAUGCACCCUCGGUCUCCAGCAUCACCUAUGAUGCAGCUGGAACCCUUGGAAUUACUGUUGGCUCAGACAAAUCAAUCGUCGGCGAUGGCUCCAAGGGUGUUAUCAAAGGCAAGGGCUUGAGAAUCGUGAAUGGAGCCCAGAACGUCAUUCUUCAGAACAUCCAGAUUUCCGAUAUCAACCCUGAAUAUGUUUGGGGUGGAGAUGCCAUCACCUUGGAUGGAACAGACAAUGUCUGGAUCGACCACGUUACGACUUCCAACAUCGCAAGACAGCACAUCGUCUUGGGCACCGAAGCUUCUGGAAACGUAACAAUCUCCAACUCCUACAUCGACGGUUCCGGCGAUUACAGCGCAACCUGCGACGGACACCAAUACUGGGCUCUCUACUUCGACGGCUCAGACGACAAAGUAACCUUCAAAAACAACUACAUCUACCAAACCUCUGGACGCGCUCCCAAAGUCCAGACCGGAACUCUUCUUCACGCCGUCAACAACUACUGGAACGACAACUCAGGCCACGCCUUCGAGAUUGGCGAGGGCGGCUACGUUCUCGCCGAGGGAAAUGUGUUUGAGAAUGUCGAGGCACCUCUGGAGGCUUCUUCGUUUGCUGGAAAGCUGUUUACUGCUGAUUCGGGCUCGUCUUGCAGCUCUGCCCUCGGCCGCGCUUGUGAAGCAAAUUCUCUCACUGGUUCUGGCGCUUUUAGCGAGAGCGACACUGAUUUGCUUACCAAGUUCUCUGGUGCUGCUGUCGCGGCUGCGGAUCCUGCUUCCGAAGUCAAGUCGUAUGUCACUGCCAACGCUGGCGUUGGUAAGCUUUCUCAGUAG